AUGGUUGGAAGCAAACGCCUUAGGAGCAAAACCACCGCGACUGCGCACUCCGGAAUGGCCGAAGCCUCGCUGCCACCACGAGGUACAGCUGCUGCCAGCAAUUUGCAGCAACCUCCCAUCGCUGCCAGCACGUUCCAGCAGCUUCCCGGCGAGAUCCAGCAACAUCCCAUGGCUGCCAGCGCGUUCCAGCAGCUCCCAGGAGACUUGCAGCAGCCUCCCAUAGCUGCCAGUGCGUUCCAGCAGCGCCCCGGCCAGUUUCAGCAGCCUCCCAUGGCUGCCAGCGCAUUCCAGAAGCUUCCCAGGGAGUUCCAGCAGCCUCCCAUGGCUGCCAGAUCGUUCCAGCAGCGCCCCGGCCAGUUUCAGCAGCCUCCCAUGGCUGCCAGCGCAUUCCAACAGCUUCCCGAAGAUUUCCAGCAGCCUCCCAUGGCUGCCAGCACGUUCCAGCAGCUUCCCGGAGGGUUCCAGCAGCCCCUCGUGGCUGCCCAUGCUGUCCAGCCACCUCCGGCAGCUACGCAACCUCUCCAAACAAAUGCUAUAGCAAUCGGAACACAGCAGCAGCUGUGCCAUGUGGCUGCGGAAAUUGCAGCGCAGCCACGCAGCCCCGUGGCCUCCUCCGUCAUGCAACCCCAAGGCCUAGGUGCCGGUGCCGCCACCCAUGAUAGUGCCGCCAUUCGUGACCACCUCAAUGCCAUCUCGGGCCAUUCCCUAGUCUUGGAGCAAAUCCAUUCACUCCCUCCUUUGCAACCACACUUGAUGUAUGCACCCGUGUACACAUCUAAUGGAACCCUAGCCCAUCUGCCAUUGGGCCCGAUCCACACCUUUGUUCCCGACCCGCGUAGUCAAGGCAACCAAGGAGGUCAACUUCUUCAAGUCGACGAGGAAGUCAAUCAUCCCCGCCUGAAUCAUGAGGGUCGCCAACGGAGGUGGACCAAGCAAACUAUACACACUACCAAAAUCGAGCAGACUGCUCGCUCAAAGAGAUUCUCAAUGCCUUCAUUCACGCAUUUCAAAGGAAAUUCCGAUCCCGAGAGCCAUCUAAAGCACUUCAAAAGUAUCAUGAUCUUCUACAAGGCUAACGAUGCGCUGAUGUGCAAGGUCGAUCAGCAGCUUCAAGGAGCUAGCUUAUGUCUUCACCAAAAAAUACACUUCUUACUAGACGAUCAAGAAAAACUCGGACCACCUAUUCAGCCUGCACAGAAGCACGAUGAAUCCCUCCGAGAUUACAUCAAGAAGUUCAAAGCAGAAAUGGCAAACAUCAUUAGAUGUGAUGAUCGAAUUGCUUCAUUAGCCUUCAAGAGGGGCUUGCCAAUUGAGUGUCAGCUAUACCGCGAGCUAACCAUCUCUCCCUGCCAAACACUAGUAGAAUUCUUCGCGACAGCAGAGCGCUAUGCACUUUGGGACAAUGAUCGAACCGUCGCAAAGAAAGCUGCCAAGCAAGUCGAUCAACCGGUUGAGCAGGCAAACCAAAGAAACGACAUGAUAAAAGACAAGGAUGGAGGCAAGCGCGGAUUACAACCUCAGGGAGGUGCUCCAACAGCUGAGAGCUACACCAAGUUCACUAUUCCGAUACAGCAAAUCCUAGCCCAAGUAAAGAACAUGCCUUGGUUGAACAAAACCAUCGCCUUUGAAGGGAAACCCAGCCAAGAAGGAUACCAAUAG
Prunus armeniaca (apricot) is the source of this 1659-nucleotide messenger RNA. The record is from the annotation of a GenBank genome assembly. NCBI's taxonomy places the organism in Eukaryota, Viridiplantae, Streptophyta, Magnoliopsida, Rosales, Rosaceae.